Molecule: messenger RNA, 1611 nt
Organism: Seminavis robusta
Lineage: Eukaryota; Bacillariophyta; Bacillariophyceae; Naviculales; Naviculaceae
Source: the annotation of a GenBank genome assembly
AUGCAGGCUCUUCAGCAGCUCUUUGGGCAGCAGCAGCAGCAGCAGCAGCAGCAACAGGCCCCAACAAGUGUCUGCUCGGCUGUAGCAAACCCUGCGGCAGGCAAUUCAACAGCUUAUGGGACAGCAGCAACAGCAAGUGCUGCUCCAGCUGCUGCGGCAAACCCAGCGAUGCAGCUCUUCAGCAACCAUGGACAGCAGCAACAACAACAACAGACACAACCGGGAUCUGCUCCUCCAUCUGCGGCAAACCCAGCGAUGCAGGCUCUACAGCAACUCAUGGGACAGCAGCAGCAGCAGCAGCAACAACAACAACAACACAACCGGGAUCUGCUCCUCCAUCUGCGGCAAACCCAGCGAUGCAGGCUCUACAGCAACUCAUGGACAGCAGCAGCAACAACAACAGACGCAACCAGUAUCUGCUCCAUCUGCAGCAAACCCAGCGAUGCAGGCUCUACAGCAACUCAUGGGACAGCAGCACAACAACAACAGACACAGCCGGGAUCAGCUCCUCCAUCUGCGGCAAACCCAGCGAUGCAGGCUCUACAGCAGCUCUUGGGACAACAGCAGCAACCUCAACCAAACGCAGCUGCGCAGGCUGCUCAACAACUUUUGGGGCAGAACCAGCAAACACAAGCUGGCCCUGCUGCAGCUGCACCAACUGCUCAGGCUCUUCAUCAGCUUAUGGGGCAACAGCAACAAGCAUCUGCUCCAGCUGCAGCAAACCCGGCUCUGCAGGCAAUUCAGCACCUCUUGGGACAGCAACAAGCUCAGGUGAACGCUACUAAUCCUUCGUCCUCUCCUGCUUUGACAUCUGCGAUUCAACAGCUCCUGGGGCAACAGCAAACUCAACCAAGUGCCUCCACACCGCCUAUGACUGCUGCAACAAGCACAGGACAGGCAAUCCAACAGCUCUUGGGACAGCAGCUGACGCAACCGAGUGCCCCUGCUCCAUCUGCUCCAGGAAAUGCACAGCAGUCAGGUCAGCCGGCCGCAGAUCCAGUUCAGCAAGCUCUCCAAGUGAUGUUGGGGCAGCAGCAACGUCCGUCAAACACUCCUGCUCAAAAUGCGCCAUCAGUACCUCAGGACCCGACUGUUGCUGCACUUCAGCAGCUCUUGCAGAUGAACAAUGGCACGCCCGGACAAGCAUCGACAGCUCCAGCGCCGGCUCAUCACGGCUGGUCAACACAUCAAGCCGCAGUCUCCGCACAGCAGACCGCAGCACAGCCUCAAGCCGCAGUCUCUGCACAACAAAGCACUGCCCAGUCUCAAGCCACAGUGCCAGCCCAUCAAGCCUCGGCGGAGACCCAAGGCUCAGCGUCGGCCACACAAGCCGCGGCCGCGGCUCCGACCGAUGCGUCGUCGGCACCGAGUGAAUCCGCCCCUGCACCUGCCAGCACGACCAGUGCCACAAAUGGCGGUGCGUCUACAGACCCGCUCGUGAUGCAAGCCUUACAGGUCUUGAUGCAGCAGCAAGGCCAAUCGCAUCAGCAACCAAGUCAGCAGCAACGACCACAACAGCCUGCAGCAGGGACCCAAAAUUUGGAUCGUCUCUUGGCGGCCCGUAUUCUGGAAUCGCUGGUAAACCCAAACAGCACCAGUGGAAACCCCUAA